AUGGCCGCUGCUAUAGGCCUCCUCCUCCGUCUCCGCUCCUGUGCGCUCCUCUUCCUCUUACUCUUCCUCGCCGCCUUCUGCAAGCUGACGGCUGCGCGGCCCAUGCGGACCCGCCCGAGCAAACGCCUCGCUCAUCUCCCCAGUCAGCUCCUCUGGGAGCUCGAGAAACUCGCCCGCCAUCGUCGACAUCUCGUACUGCGUAGGCACCGCUGGCCUGGGCAUCCAGAAGCCGUUCCGCUGCGCGAGCCGCUGUGCCGACCGCGACUUCGACACGUUCGAGCUGGUCACGCCGACUCGUGCGGCUACAUUGCCCUCUCCCACUCUCCCACCAACCCGCGCCUUAUCCUCGCUUUCCGCGGCACCUAUUCCAUUGCCAACACCAUCGCCGACCUCUCCACCAUCCCCCAGGACUAUGUGCCAUAUCCUGGCCGCGACGACCAUGAGACAACCUCCGACUUCCUCGUCCCGAGACAGAACGACCAAGACCCGCCGCCUGCGGACCCCCCAAAGUGCCAGAACUGCACCGUCCACACCGGCUUCUACUCGUCCUGGCUCAACACGCGCAAUGUCAUUCUACCACACGUGACCGAAGCGUUGGAAAAGUUUCCAAACUACAAGCUGGUCUUGGUGGGCCACUCGCUGGGCGGCGCCGUGGCAGCACUGGCAGGUCUCGACUUCAACGCACGUGGAUGGGAUGCCCAUGUGACCACCUUCGGCGAGCCCAGACUCGGCAACAACGAGUUCAGUAACUACAUCGAUGAGCGCUUCAACAUCACCCCGCACCACGAGUCCAACAAGUUUCAUCGUGUCACGCACGCUGGCGAUCCAGUGCCCCUGCUUCCGCUCGCCGAAUGGGGCUACAGCAUGCACAGCGAGGAGAUAUUCAUCUCCGAGACAGACUUGCCCUUCUCCAUUGCCGACGUGCAGUACUGCGACGGUAACGAAGACGUCCACUGCAUUGCUGGCAGUGACCGUGACCGCCCCUCCUGGGCUGUACCGGCCCGCUUCAAGUUUUGGCAGCUGUUCUUUGCACACAGAGAUUAUUUUUGGCGUCUUGGUCUUUGCCUGCCUGGUGCAAGCACCGAUCCUGCCGAGUGGUAUCCGAAGAACCCCACAGACGAUCAAAUCCCUGAGCUUGAAGAACUAUAA
Parastagonospora nodorum SN15 is the source of this 1149-nucleotide messenger RNA. RefSeq lists its product as hypothetical. The record is from RefSeq and is a predicted model, not a curated record. The transcript has 2 exons. Lineage: Eukaryota; Fungi; Ascomycota; Dothideomycetes; Pleosporales; Phaeosphaeriaceae. The coding region runs from base 1 to 1149 and encodes 382 amino acids. Gene Ontology annotation, biological process: lipid metabolic process.